UAGCGAGGCUCUGGUGUGUGAUUGCCUUUUGGGUUUAUACACCGCCGAGUGGGUAGUUUUGGUCACCUGGAAAAGAGCUUGGUACUUCUCGAUCGAAUGCGAAAUCAAUUGUGGUGGCUUCACAUAAAUGAAAUCUCAAAAUGGGAGAGACAUGGACCGACAGCCACAGCUAGGAUCUGCCAGGAGGGCGAGAGAACAGGCUGGGCUAAGGGAGGGUCCUUCAAUUCGGAGGGUAGAGGCAGAGGACAAUGAGCCUCAGAUAGCCCAGCCCAUCAGGGCGCGAACAGCAGGAGCUGGGAUGCAACAGCAACAACAACAAUCGCGAACUCGACGGCGACCACCACCGGCAGGACUUCAGACAAGGGAAGGCGGGAUCGGAAUAGCCAUCUCUAGACCAAUUCCGGUGGUUCCACAAUGGCCAUUGGCAUCACAAACCGCAGUUCCUCUCACUGGGCAGGGGCAAGAUCCAUAUCGACCUCCAGUUGGAAAGUCACAACCACCAGUGCGGCCACCGCGACCGAGUAGAGUGCCUUCGAUUUUGGACAGCUCUAGAGUGCAGGACCCCACGCCAGUCUCAGGCUUUCAGUAUAGGGGACCACAGCAAGGUGGCAUGGACCAGCAGCAAGAGAUCCUGUCCACCGUCCCCGAGACGACCCCUUCCCUUUCCCGGUCAUCCACGCUUUCGUCGUUGGGGACCAUUCCCGACUUCCCGCUGCCCGGCCAAAUGCCUGCACCACCUCCACCUCCACGACGAAGCGUCAUUCUCGGACCACCGCCCUCAUCCAGACGCGGAGCGUCAUCCUUCUACUCAAAUGCCUCCUUGGUGUCGCCCAUCCCCGAAGAAAGCCCAGGAACACAAUCGAGAUCUCACACGUCCUUUGCGUCCAGCGCGGCAAUACCCGACAACUGGGGCACCGUUUCCCCGGGACUCAGCCCACAGUAUCCCUCUACUGACCACGAGGAGCACGUCAUGGGAAUCCACAACGACAAUGGAAAUGCACCCCCGGGAUACGAGGAGGAUGCCGAGGACAGUCGCCUGGUCAGGAACGCGAGUGUGGGGAAGAGGGCGAAGCCUACGUUGGUGGCGGCGACAAGUCCACGCGUUGGGAAAGGAGCAGGGGGAUGGGCCGGCGAGAAUCCAGGGACUGAUUCCGGUCCGGCGACUCCUGGUACGCCCUUCCGGGACCCCUUCGCAACGGGGACGGGUUAUAUCGAGAACUCCAGCUCGUCGAGUACAAAGACUCCGCAGAUCAAGACACCUAUCGGCUCGGCUAUCACGACAGAUGCGAUCUUGGAUGCGUAUAAUAGUGCCAGCUCGUAUGAUCCAACGUCGUCGUCGAAUGAGAGGAUGCCUGGAGGACGGACGUACAGUCGGUUUUCGGCCAUUAGGAGACCUCCGAACCUCGACAUGGAUGCUGUCCGCAAAGCUCAGGCCAGGGGAAGUUUGACGAGUCUUUCGGAGCUGAUACGGCGAGCAACUCGGCUGGAACAGAGUCUGGAGAACGGCAAAAGACCCGCGAGUAGGAUCGAGGACCAGCUGUAUGACGAGUUUGGGCACGAGAAGGACAUGUCUGCAGAAAACGAAAAACACCAAUCCGGCUUCUCCGACAUGCUCGCCGCCUUCCCACCUCCCGCCCAGCCGCGAAUCCCACCCCGCCGCUUCCGUGACUCCCUCCGAGACCAAAUCCAAUCCUGGCCUCUAGCUCUCACCCGCUCGCCCCACAACCACCGCGGCGACGGCAGCGACCAACCCCCUACCGAUCCCAGCAAUGGCGCCCAACGUGCCAACAAGAGACCCGGGCGACGCAUCUGCCGCCUGCCCGUCUGGGGCUUCAUUCUUCUCCUCUCAGCCAUUGUCCUCCUCACCGUUGCCGCCGUCGUCAUCCCUCUCGAAUUUCUUGUCCUGCAAAAACACAAGGGAAACGGGUCCGCCCAGCAACAGCUGCAACAAUGCCAGCAACAAGUGACGUGCGAAAACGGUGGGACCAACAUCGUCUCUCAGGGCUUCUGCUCCUGUAUCUGCCGGAACGGAUUUACAGGUUUCAAUUGCAACGCCACCGCCACGUCGGGGUGCAGCGCUAUGACUUGGCCCGGACUUGACGGGAACGGGGCCACGGUAGGGGCGGCCAUCCCGCGCUUGGUAGCCGAUGCGUAUCGAAAUUUCUCGAUCCCUCUUAGCGGGUCAGAAAUAGUGGCCAAGUUCAACGGGGAGGGUUUGUCCUGCGACGCGGAGAAUGCCCUGGUGACGUUCGAUAGCAGAGCGCUGAGGCAAGGGGAUGCGAGGAGUCAGGUGGUCAGUUUGGAUACGACUAAUGAUACCAAUGGAAACGGAAAUGGGGGCGCUGAUGUGAAUGCGGCUAAUGUUAUUGUGGAUGGAGUGGAAAUUACGACCAUUUCGAUUUUGGUCGGGCAGUUGACGACGAUCACGCUGCAGGCGCCGUUGCCGGCUACGUCGGUGCCGGCGGCUUCGACAAGUGCUGCUGGGGGAGGGAGUGAUGGAAGUGGAAGUGGUGGGAGUGGAGGAGGAUCGGGGAGCGGUGGUACCGACGGUUCUGGUAAUGGUGAUGGAGGAGAUGGCGGCGGCAACGCUGGCGGAAAUGGAUCUGGUGAUACCGCUACGGCUACUGCAGGAAGCGGCUCAGGCUCGGGAUCUGGUUCAGGAUCUGGUAGCGGAAGUGGUUCAGGCUCCGGUGAUGGCUCCAGCUUCACCACUAUAACUACAACGGGCACGACCUCCGCCAGCUCCACACGAACCAUUGCGACCACAAUGACCAUGGCCUCCCAGGCUCCCGGCGCCAACUUCGCCGUUACCGAAGAAAUCCUCGACUUUGCUAGGGUCGCAGUCCUCUACAUUCUGCAGGAGGAAGACCUCAACAGGGCCGAGGAAGCGCAGACGGCCAUCCAAAAGGUGUUCUCCCAAGUCAGCGCGGCGAUCAUCAACGCUGGAAACAAACCUGUCAGUCUGGAUACGGCGAAAAAUGUUACCGUGGGGAAUGGGAACUCGGUGGAUUUUGUAGGGUUCAGAGUUGAUGUUGGCAAUGGGUUGGUGGGGGGUGAAUCGCAUCCUACGAGGCUACGACGGGCAGAGGGGGUGUUGGGGUGGAACUUUUUGCAAUGAGGCAUGUUGUUCGAUCCUGUUGAAGGCAACGAUUGAAUAUUGGGUAACGCAGUCACCGAACGAACGAACGAACCCGUGACGAGAAAGACUGGGAAUUUUUGCACAUUCACACGCGCAUUCGAGCCACAUCUACUUUCUCUGACUCGAGCUCACAGGAGCAAAGAACGUUUGAAUAUCUGGUUCUUACGAAGCAAAAAAACUGUUAUUCUUUUUC
Neurospora hispaniola is the source of this 3332-nucleotide messenger RNA. RefSeq lists its product as uncharacterized. The coding region runs from base 128 to 3118 and encodes 996 amino acids. Lineage: Eukaryota; Fungi; Ascomycota; Sordariomycetes; Sordariales; Sordariaceae. The transcript is spliced from 2 exons. The record is from RefSeq and is a predicted model, not a curated record.